Messenger RNA from Gryllus bimaculatus (two-spotted cricket), 2431 nucleotides. The record is from the annotation of a GenBank genome assembly. NCBI's taxonomy places the organism in Eukaryota, Metazoa, Arthropoda, Insecta, Orthoptera, Gryllidae.
AUGGUGGCCACGAAGCACGAUGAGGCCGACUCCACCACGUCGCCGGGCCCCGCCGUGGGCGUCGCCGCGCCGCCACGUUGGACGGUGCUCAACCCUGCGGUCCGCGGCGCCACCCCAGCUGACCCACGCUACGGCAAGGUCUGCAUCUGCCACCCCCGCGCUCCUGGUGGCCCCGAGCCUUCACACCCGCGCCGGCGACACGACAGCGGAGAUAAGCCUUUGAAAAAUCCGCUUGCAUCGGAUGCGCGCCAGUGCGGCAUGUGUGUGACGGCGCGCGCGCCCUCUCUGUUGCAGAUCCGCGGCCACCAGCGCGCGCCGUCGGGCUCGCGUGAGUUCAAGGAGCUGACGAAGCGCGACGCGCAAGUGCAGCUGCAGCAUGAGCUGGACCGGCUGCUGGGCUCCGCGCCCGAGGCGCACCGCGCGCUCGCCCAGGGCCAGCUGGAUGGCUUCGCGCGCCUCUUCGACCGCUUCCUGCGCGACGAGGGGCCCUCCGUGCAGUGGGAGAACAUCGAGCGGCUGCCCGAGAACGCCGUGUGCGACUACAACUCACUCGUGCAGCCUUCUACCGACCUGGCGCGCUGCAUGCUAGAGAAGCUGGUGGUGGUGAAGCUGAACGGCGGUCUGGGCACCUCCAUGGGCUGCCACGGGCCCAAGUCCGUCAUCCCGGUGCGCUCCGACCUCACCUUCCUCGACCUCACCGUGCAACAGAUUGAGCACUUAAACAAAACAUACAAAGCAAAUGUGCCAUUGGUUCUUAUGAACUCCUUUAACACUGAUGAGGAUACUCAGAAAAUUAUUCGUAAAUAUAAAGGUCUUCAGGUUGAAAUCUAUACCUUCAACCAAAGCUGCUAUCCUCGCAUAAACCGUGACUCUCUGUUGCCAGUUCCAAAAACAUGUAAUGUCAAUGAAAAUAUGGAUGCAUGGUACCCUCCUGGUCAUGGAGAUUUCUACUACAGCUUUCUAGAAUCUGGUUUAUUAAGGAGAUUCUUGGAAGAGGGGCGAGAAUAUUGUUUUAUAUCCAAUAUUGACAACCUUGGAGCAACAGUAGAUCUAAACAUCCUGAACUUUUUAAUGGACCCAUCGUCUGGAGAACCUGCACCAGAAUUUGUAAUGGAAGUUACAGAUAAAACACGGUCUGAUGUGAAGGGAGGAACUCUUAUUCAGUAUGAGGGUAAAUUGCGAUUACUGGAAAUUGCUCAAGUUCCCAAAGAACAUGUUGAUGACUUCAAAUCUGUAAAAACUUUCAAGUUUUUCAACACUAACAACCUGUGGAUGAAAUUAGACGCAAUUAAACGAGUUUUGGAUAACAACACACUUAAUAUGGAAGUUAUUGUGAACAACAAAUCAUUGGAAAAUGGUCUUAAUAUUAUUCAAUUGGAAACUGCUGUGGGAGCUGCAAUGAAGUGCUUUGACGGAGGACUUGGCAUUAACGUUCCCCGGAGUAGGUUCUUACCUGUCAAAAAGACACAAGAUUUGUUGCUUGUAAUGAGUAAUUUGUACAGUCUCCAGCAUGGCUCCUUAGUAAUGAGUCCAGAGCGCAUGUUUCCUACAACUCCAUUCAUCAAGUUGGGUGAUAAUCAUUUUGCUAAGGUUAAAGAGUUCCUCUCUCGAUUUGCAAACAUUCCAGAUCUUAUGGAAUUGGAUCAUUUAACAGUUUCUGGAGAUGUUACUUUUGGAAAAAAUGUUUCACUCAAGGGCACAGUUAUCAUCAUUGCCAAUCAUGGUGAUAGAAUUGACAUUCCUUCGGGUUCUGUGUUGGAAAACAAGAUUGUGUCUGGCAACAUGAGAAUACUUGAUCAUUAAAAUGGCCUAGCUGAAGUUAAAAGAAUCCAUUGAAAGCCUACCUUGAAAAGGGAAGCUUAGACUGGUAGACCAGAUAAGGUCUUUGAAAUACCAGAAGCACAACAGGUAUACAUUUUCAGAUGGACAACUUAUUCUUUGUAGUUUUUUGAUUCAUUUUUAUAUCAUGGGUGUUUAUUUUUUUAAUGCAUUUGUGGAUAACUUAUUUGAAUUAUGCUUUAUAGUAUUGGUUUUCUGCUGUAAAUGAAUUGUAUAAUUGUAAAGACAAAAGUUUUAUGUAGUUUAUAAUAAAUUUAAUCUGUAAAUAUAAUAUUGCGUUAGAAAUGCCCAAUGUUUCCUGUGUAUCUAUUUUUCAAGUACCUUCAAUUAUAUUGCAGGAGAUAGUAGCUGUCACAUGUUCAUGUUGGACAAUAUCUUAUUGAUUUUACAUGUGCCAAACAUUUACAGUCCUCAAGGAUGAAGGUACCAUUGCCUUCACCUUCAUAGUUGUAUAUAGAUGCAACAAAUGCAUCAGUUCCAAGUUCCAGCUCUUCCAAGACUAAUUCAAGUAUUUAGCAUUUGAUUAACAUGUGACGAAAAUCAGCCAUUUAUGUUCUCCAGAAUAAAAAUAAAAGCUAGCAAAGCCAAUCAC